Molecule: messenger RNA, 1814 nt
Organism: Monomorium pharaonis (pharaoh ant)
Lineage: Eukaryota; Metazoa; Arthropoda; Insecta; Hymenoptera; Formicidae
Product: leucine-rich repeats and immunoglobulin-like domains protein 2
Exons: 2
Coding region: 345-1808 (487 amino acids)
Molecular function (GO): protein binding
Source: RefSeq, a predicted model, not a curated record
ACAAAAUAAGUAUAAUUAAUAUAUUUAUUAUUCCUCGUAAAACUAUAACUAUUAAGAAUUUUACAUUUUUUUAAAUAUUAUAAUUUUUACACUGUUAUAUCACGUAAUUUUCAAAAGAAAUCAACACAAAAACCAAGUUAAAGAAAAAUAUUUCAAUACGUAAGCAUUAUUAUUGUAUAUCCAGUAUCUAAGUCUAUAAGCUCAGCAAAAUUGUAUAUCAGUUUCAACCCAUGCGUUCAGUCAUAUGACAGCCACAUAACCGUUCGCUGUAGUAUUCGAAAUACAGUUGGAAGAUAGAUUAAAAAUAAUUUUUAAUUUGUAUCUUUUAAAAAAAUAUUGUAAAAAUGAAAUUGAGUAGCAAGAAGUUUGUCUCCACAAUCGUCAUAUUACUUUCACAAUCGACAAUCUGCUGGUUCACACAAAUAGUCAACAAUAUUCGCAUUGCCGAGGAAUUUCCAAAUCCGUUGGAAGAAUCGCUUCGAUAUCUGCGUGAAGAUGAUUAUAUGAUUUCUUUAAAUUUUUCCGAUGCAGUAAUCUCUAACAUCAACCAGAAUUUCAUCAGCAAUCCUUUAAUUACCUGCCUCAAUCUUACGGGCAAUUAUAUUGAGAAUAUUGAAAGAGGUGCUUUCAACAAACUUCCAAAUUUAACUCGGUUGUUUCUUUCUAACAACAGAUUCCAAAAUUUGAACAACCUUUUUAAUCUUGGAAGUCACAAUAAGUUAAAAGCUCUCGUUAUAAACAAUGCAGUCACAUCUAACUGGAAUCAUGAAACAAUUGAGAUUUAUGACGAAUAUCCCAAUUUAGAAAUUCUAUCUCUCCGCAAAAAUAAUUUGUAUGGAAAUAUGCAGUUUUCUUCUGUUUCUGAUUCCUUUUAUUCUUAUGGAUCAUUAAUUAAACAAAGGACUCUAUUUCCUAAGUUAAAGAUUUUAGAUCUUUCCGAAAAUAAUAUAAAAGUAAUUAAUUUUUUAGAAUUACUACCAAAUAGCCUACAUUUCCUUGAUCUUCACGAUAAUUCGCUUCAUUCCUUGAAUUUGGAAAAUAAAAUAACAAAAUUAUUUGCAUUAAAUUUGGACAAAAAUAAUUUUAGACACAUUAGUAAUUAUUACAAUCAAUUAUCACAACUGUACGAUAUGUAUAGUUCUAGUGAAUCUAGUCUGUCGAUGGCUGGUUUAAAAAAUCUACAAUACCUUUCUAUUUCUGCAAAUGAUAUUACAGAUAUCGAAUUAAAUGCUUUUGAAAACAACAACAAUUUGCUCUACUUAAACUUAUCCGCAAAUAAUAUAAAAUAUUUACAUGCAGAGACAUUUGCAAAUUUGCAACAUUUAAAAACUCUAGAUCUGAGUAGUAAUAAAUUUGAAAAUGUUCCGCAAUUCAUAAAUAACAUAGAAAUCAGUACUUUGUAUAUUAAUUACAACAACAUAACAAAACUAUUCUCAUAUACUUUCUUAAACAUGCCAAAAUUAACGAAAUUAUUAUUGAGAGGAAAUAACAUUGAUGAAAUCAAUGUUAAUGCGUUCGCUUAUCUUUCUUUUCUAGAAGAAUUAGAUCUAUCGAAGAACGCGUUAAAUUUUCUACCUCAAAGAUGGGCGGAUACCUUAGUGUCUCUAAAAUAUUUAGACUUGAGUAAUAAUAAAUUCACUUCACUAGAAUCUUUAUCGUUGACUAAUGCAUUAUCAUUAAUAGAAAUAUAUUUUAUGAUGAAUCCACUAGAACAAUUAAAUAUUACAUAUUUGAAAAGUUUACCACAGAAUUUCACUGUCAACUUAAACCAAUCAAUGUUUCAAUGGUACGAUCCUAAAAAAAAUUAAAAUAAA